Molecule: messenger RNA, 1242 nt
Organism: Serpula lacrymans var. lacrymans S7.9
Lineage: Eukaryota; Fungi; Basidiomycota; Agaricomycetes; Boletales; Serpulaceae
Exons: 2
Coding region: 157-1104 (315 amino acids)
Source: RefSeq, a predicted model, not a curated record
GGGGACAAUUGAGAAUUUCUGGAUCCCAAAGCUUUGAGCUUAUGCAACACUCUGCCCGCUCAAUCAAGAACAGCGGAAGCAUCCCUCAGUUCACAGGAGACAUUGUCAAACAUCUUCUUAUCACGAAUUGCAAACAUACGUUCCAACAAACCAACCAUGGGAGGGACUUUAUCAUUCAGGUCGUCAGAAUACUGGAUCACGCAGAAAGGGCGGAGGAUGUUUGACUUAUAUACGCUACUGCGGUCCAGCAGUAACAGCUUUGUCAACAUGGCCAUCGCCUCAGAGGACUAUAAAUGUGCCGUGUUGCUCGCUGAUCAUGAGGUCAUGAACACAGACCCUCGGUUUGCUUGGAUAUCAUCCAUACUUCCAUUAGAAACUCAGAUCAGGGGUGCCUGUCCCGUUCAAAAUUAUUUCAUCAAGGGGAUACUUUCUAAUGAAGCAUCCGCCGCUUUUCAUCUCACAGCCUUACCUAACCAAAAACAGCUGUUGCUUGAAGAGACCAGUGCUCUAUACGGAUUGAAGGACCUUGUGGGGGCUCUUUUAGAAUACUCUUCCCGUUAUCCUGGAUUCACAGGGACUCCGAGCUUUAGCGCAGCUCACGUAUGGUUCAAGUUUAGAGUGCAAUUACAUUCUGUGUUUGACGAGAGCAUCAUCAUGCCGAGUCAGCUGGCCCAGGCAUACUCUCCGAGCAAGGAGUUCCCCUGGGGCAACUGUGAUACUGUGUUAUUGGCAGGUCAGGGAAAAGAUCCUUAUGUGGUCCAAGUUCAAGCAGUUCUUGUCCCGAUUGCCUCUCACGGGGUUUCAUUGCUACCGUCUCUCCUCCAGCCUCUUCUCUACAUCCAAUAUUUCAAGGUCAUCGCGAAUCCUUCUGACCACACUGAGGUCAAACGAAUGCUCCACGGAAAUCCACAGCGCCAGCAUGAGCGUUUCAGGAGGAUUGUCCCGCUGGCAGAGGUUGCUCAAGCUGUCGAGCUGAUCCCAUUGUAUGGGCCUACAAAAGAUCCCAGUAUCAAUGCAACCAAUUCGCUUGAGGUGCCAACAUGUUUCCUUCUGAACUGUUAUUCAGAUAAAGAAGUAUAUUGCUCUAUGUUGGUGGACGACUGAUGGGUAUGAUGGACAGCUUGAUUGUGGAGUAUUAGUAAUUGCUUCAAGUGUAUUUGUAUUAUGCCGCAUUAUGAUUGUGUUUUCUAUAUGUCUGAUGUCUGAUAUCGUUUUUUUGUUAUCUUGUAUCAAUGAUAAUUU